Molecule: messenger RNA, 1841 nt
Organism: Trichomycterus rosablanca
Lineage: Eukaryota; Metazoa; Chordata; Actinopteri; Siluriformes; Trichomycteridae
Gene: gsdmeb
Product: gasdermin Eb
Exons: 10
Coding region: 131-1594 (487 amino acids)
Biological process (GO): programmed cell death
Cellular component (GO): cytoplasm
Source: RefSeq, a predicted model, not a curated record
UUUUUUUUAUUUUGGCUGGACCUGGCAACCCUGCCCAGGACUCUCCGAAGAGAGAGAAGAGCGAGUUCAGGCUGGAAGGAACCGCGGAUGCUUGUGUCGAAUAAUCUGUUCACCGCGACGAUACGUGAAGAUGUUCGCCAAGGCCACCAGUAAAUUCGUGAGCGAGAUCGAUCCGGACGGAUGUUUGAUUCCGGUGUCCCGGCUGAACGAAUCGGAUAACUUGACCCUCCUCUCGCUCGUCAUCAAGCGCAACCGCUACUGGUUCUGGCAGCGACCUAAAUACCUGCCGUCAGACUUCAGCCUCAACCACAUCCUGCUCGGGGACGAGCCGGUCGAUCCAGGUAUGAUCGAGACGGACUUUCUGAAGUACAAGAGCACGUUAGAAAACAACACGAGUGGAGCAGCCGAGGCUGGAAUCGGCCCCGGGAACGUGAACCUGGAGGGAAAAGGUUCCUCCAAACUGGCCUCCUCGUUCGGAAACCUCAAGAAGCAGGAGAUGGACGUUCAGAAGGUGCUGCGUGAUACCAAAACCAGACGUCUGGAUUUGCAGCACUCUCUGGUGAGGCAGACGCUGGCGAGGCGGCACGAGGUCUUCGCCCUGGUGAAGGAGCGCAUCGUCACCACGCAGACCUGCAGCAUCACCGAGGAGGUGCAGGGGGGCGCCAGCUGCGCCGCCUUCCUGGGGCUUACUGUGCCCAAGAAGAUCCAGGUGUCGGUGAAGAACGGCAGCCAUCAUUCUGAAAGCAACGUCUGCCUAGAGAUCCCGGCCAAGACGGCCCUCGCUUACUGUCUCAUCGAGCUCAGCGUGAAGAACACCGGACAUUUCGAACUGUGUCUGCUGUCGGGUUCCAACGGCGGCUUCGAGGUGGACGGGCCGGUCAACGCGAGCGCGGCUCUGCUGUACGGCGCUCCACCAGAACCGCCACUCCGACAGCUACAGAACGAGCUGGAGAAACUGCAGGAGCAUUUCGAGGUGCUGUCAGGCCUCCCGGUCAGCACACGUUCGGCUCUUCUCCGCCAACUCACCCUCCUCCUGAAGGACAGAGCGGCCAUCGGUGCGCUGGACCUCGCGUUGGAGGAUCUGUGCCUGGGUAAGCAGCCUGAUCUCGGCGCUCUGGAUAAAGUCCCCUCGCUGAAGGAGGCCGUGCAGACGACGCUGGAGCUGCUCCAAGAGAACGAGGACGGCGAUCACGCCCCGGCGGAGAGCGUCACGUCUGAACGACGGCUCCACCCGUCUGUCUUCACCGCCACCAGCGUCCUCACCAGUGCAUUAGAGGAGAUGAGCGAUUCAACCCUGUCUGCCCUGGAGUCCUGCUGUCAAGAGUCCACGCUACAGGCACUCCACCUACUGGUGCAGAACGUAACAGGAAACAGGAAGUGCUCGGUGAAGGAGGGCGCGCUGGCCCGGUUGGCCGGAGACGAGGCGUACGACGGGGCGCGGCGGCUCUUCGCUUCGUCUGGCGUGACCCUGCGCCGGGACGGGGAUUCGAUCCAGGCUCACGUGGACAGCCAGCAGGGCCACCAGCCGCUCAUCCUGUGCGUGGCGAUCUGUGGACUGGCCUCUUUAGCGCCCCCUGUGUCUCAAACGUUAUAAAUGAAUUUUUAUAAGCUUAAGCCACUAUAAGCUUUUUUUACAAGCUUUUGUAAGCCAUUUUAUACAGUAAAAUAAUUUUAGAUUGUAAAUAUUUGCUUUAUAAUUCAUGCUUUUAUUGUCGCUCCGCCCGUUUUUAGAUCUUUCAGAAAUAAAUUUAAGUUAACUGAUGUCCCAGUGUGAUUGACAGUAAAUCAUUGUUAUGUCAAAUGUGAAUUUUGACCUCUAAUAAAUCCAUUACUACAGCUAA